GCCGCCCCCGAAGUUUGUUGUUGUGACCCGCGUCCCGGACGCCCGAAGCGCCACCAUGGCGGUGCGACAGGCGCUGGGCCGGGGCCUGCAGCUGGGUCGAGCGCUGCUGCUGCGCUUCACGGCCAAGCCUGCCUCCCUCACUCAUGGUACAUGCUGUUUUUCCUCACAGACAAUUUUUACACAGAAGAAUAAGCUGCUUCCUGACCCACUGGACAAUAGACGCUGGCAGGGCUUCCAGCUGGAGGAGUAUCUGAUAGGGCAGUCCAUUGGCAAGGGGUGCAGUGCUGCUGUGUAUGAAGCCACCGUGCCUGUGUGGCCCCGGAACCUGGAGGUGGCAAAGAGCAUCCGGCUUCUUCCAGGGAGAGCCCCAGAUAUCAUCCCACCAAAAGAGGAGGAACGAGCUCCACACGCCCCUGCUUUUCCCUUAGCCAUCAAGAUGAUGUGGAACAUCUCGGCCGGCUCCUCCAGCGAAGCCAUCUUUAGCACAAUGAACCAGGAGCUAGUCCCAGCUAGUCAAGUGGCCUUGGCCGGGGAGUAUGGAGAAGUCACUUACAGAAAAUCCAAAGGAGGUCCCAAGCAACUGGCCCCUCACCCUAACAUCAUCCGGGUCUUCCGCGCUUUCACCUCGUCUGUCCCACUGCUGCCAGGAGCCCUGGUCGACUACCCGGAUAUGCUGCCCCCACGUCUUCACCCCGAAGGCCUAGGCCAUGGGCGCACACUUUUCCUCGUUAUGAAGAACUACCCCUGUACCCUGCGCCAGUACCUUCGCGAAAACACCCCAAGCCCCCGCCUUGCCACUGUGAUGAUCUUGCAGCUCUUGGAAGGAGUGGAUCAUCUGGUUCAACAGGGCGUCGCACACAGAGACCUAAAAUCUGACAACAUCCUCGUGGAGCCUGAUGCAGAUGGCUGCCCCUGGCUAGUGAUCUCAGAUUUUGGUUGCUGCCUGGCUGAUGAGCGCAUCGGCCUGCAAUUGCCUUUCACCAGCCAGUAUGUGGAUCGGGGCGGAAACGGCUGCCUGAUGGCUCCUGAGGUGUCCACAGCCUGCCCUGGCCCCAGGGCGGUGAUUGACUACAGCAAGGCUGAUGCCUGGGCAGUGGGAGCGAUCGCCUACGAAAUCUUCGGGCUCUCCAAUCCUUUUUAUGGCCAGGGCGGAGCCCACCUUGAAAGCCGCAGUUACCAAGAGGCUCAGCUGCCUGCACUGCCUGAAUCGGUGCCUCUAGAUGCAAGACAGCUGGUGAGGUCACUGCUGCAGCGGCAGGCCAACAAGAGACCAUCUGCCCGAGUAGCUGCUAAUGUGCUUCACUUAAGCCUCUGGGGUGAACAUACUCUAGCCCUGAAGAAUCUGAAACUAGACAAGAUGAUUGGCUGGCUCCUCCAACAGUCAGCAGCCACACUGUUGGCCAACAGUCUUACGGGGAAGAGCUGUGUGGAAACAAAAAUGAAGAUGUUAUUUCUGGCCAACCUGGAGUAUGAGGCGCUGUGCCAGGCAGCGCUCCUCCUCUACUCCUGGAGAGCAGCCCCGUGAAGGCUGAUGUAGCUGGUGAAUUACUAAAAGAGCUUGGCAGCGUCUAUGUCGUGAUGGUCUGUGAAUGCUGAGGGAGGGGGCUCUGAGGUGUGAGGGGAGGAGUCAAGAAAAGAUGGUGCUGCAGAGAGGGCUGGUCAGUGGAAGAAAAGGCCUCUGGUUUGGCAAAUGGGAGGAACAAGUUGAGUGAAGUUCAGUCUGUAGCUAUUAACUCUAGCUGUGUGAUUUUGGAUGCAUCAUAUAACCUGUGUUGUCUAAAUUUCUCUUACCUCUGAAAUGAAGAAACCGCUUUAGAUAGCAGCCAGCAGACUUUUUCUAUAGAGGGCCCGACAGUAAACAGCCAGGCUGCCACAGCUCCUCAAUUCUUGUAGCACAAAAGCAGUCUUUACUAUGGAAACGAGCGUGGCUAUGUGCCAAUAGUAAAGCUUUCAUUAUGGACAGUGAAAUCUGAA
Molecule: messenger RNA, 1974 nt
Organism: Miniopterus natalensis
Lineage: Eukaryota; Metazoa; Chordata; Mammalia; Chiroptera; Miniopteridae
Source: RefSeq, a predicted model, not a curated record